This is a messenger RNA of Anisakis simplex (herring worm), 432 nucleotides long. The record is from the annotation of a GenBank genome assembly. NCBI's taxonomy places the organism in Eukaryota, Metazoa, Nematoda, Chromadorea, Rhabditida, Anisakidae.
AUGGACGCAUUAUUGAAUCCACUGGUGAUGGCUUAUUUAUCGGUUGUAAUAACGUGUGCAGUGGCGGGUAUUGUGAUAAUCGUUAACGGAGUUUUAUUGUGUGCACUCGAACAUGGUGAAAUUACAAUCGAAAUCGCAAGAUGUGAGGAGAAAUUCGUUUGCGCCAUAAAGGCAGCAAAAUUUGCCGCGGUACUGAAUCUCGAGAACAGUUUAUCACUUCCAAUGGCAGCAGUUGUUACAAUUUCUGAAAUUAGCGGUCUUUCAAUGGAUCAAGUUGUUGGUGAGUACGAUAAGGAUUCAAUGGAAAGAAGAGCGAUUAUAUAUUCGGUAAUUGGAAAUGACCGAUUGACGAAAGAUUUCAUCGAAAGUUGUCCUAAAUUCCUGCAAGGUGGCUAUAAGGAUGAGGCGCUUUUACUUAAGGAUAAAUUAUGA